This is a messenger RNA of Letharia columbiana, 330 nucleotides long. RefSeq lists its product as uncharacterized. The record is from RefSeq and is a predicted model, not a curated record. NCBI's taxonomy places the organism in Eukaryota, Fungi, Ascomycota, Lecanoromycetes, Lecanorales, Parmeliaceae. Bases 1 to 330 code for a protein of 109 amino acids. The transcript has 2 exons.
AUGCCCACCACACAAUUUAAGGUGGACUUCCUAAUGUUCCGCGACACCCUGACCGAAUUGGAACGUUUAGUAGAUGUUUGGGGUAACUUGUUCAACGUGGGUAAAAGCAUGACCAUUAUCGAAGAGGGUAUCGUCUAUGGGGUGAAACGCCUCAUUGAAUAUGACACCGUAUUCAAGAGUCAAACACAACAUCAUACUAGGCUCGUCGGCGGACGGAUAUUCGACGAGAUGAUCCACUCGAACACAGAUUUUAUCAAGAAGAAUCCUUUCCGUCGAUUCAGUAGCAGAGAUGGCGUCGAACCAAUGGCAGCCUUGGAGCAUCUCGCAUAG